UCUGUGUAAUUUACUGUGUGAUUGAUGCGGCCGUGUAUAUUACAUCCCUGUUGAAGCGUUGGCUAGAUCGCACGGCUGUCAUGCUUAUUUUAGAGGUCGCUUCCAGUCUUUUCCAGCUUACCCGGCUGAGUCAAACAGCCCGGCCCGCCUUCGACUAGCUAGCUUUCGCGACCGGUGGCGGUGGCGCUGCGCUGCMCUCCCGGUUCGGUUGAAGACGGCAGGAGGAGGAGGAGGAUGGCACUGCGCUGGACUGUCUGUCUGUGCUCGUCCUCGGUGGCCUAUUAAAGAUUUUUAAUUAGCUGGUAACACGCGUUUACGACGGAGCGACGAUAAUGCGAACCGUCAUGAUUAUGGAAACGAAGAGCAGGCUUAAAGAUUUUUGAUCUUACUGGCUCCAGGGUCUACCAGCUACCCACUCACUGAGUGGUGGGGGAYCAGCAGUGAGACUUGGAGACCUUCAACUCUGCAUCCCGUCUUCGUCUCCCACCAUCCUCAGAACCAUGUCUAUCCCCAGCAGCAGCCCAGAAAAAGAGAGCUCCGCCGGGUCUCAGUUCGAGUGCYCCUCCUCCCCUCCCGGCAUGGACGCAGACCCCCCGUCGACAGGGAGCCCGGUGCUCAGCCCGGACUCGUCCUCUCAUGAUGCAGUGCUGUCAGCACCAGCAGCAUCCCCGGCAGACUCCGAGAACCUGAGUCCCGACGAACUCGAGCUCCUGGCCAAACUGGAGGAGCAGAACAGGUUGUUGGAGGCUGACUCUAAGUCGAUGCGAUCCAUGAGCGGUUCACGGCGUAACAGCGGCUCCUCGCUGGUGUCCAGCUCCUCUGCCUCCUCCAACCUGUCACACCUGGAGGAAGACACCUGGAUUUUAUGGGGCCGAAUCGUCAAUGAGUGGGAGGAGUGGCGCCGCAAGAAGGACAAACUUCUGAAGGAGCUGAUCAGGAAGGGCAUCCCUCAUCACUUCCGUGCCAUCGUCUGGCAGCUGCUGGGCAACGCCACGGACAUGCCGGUGAAGAACCAGUACUCCGAGCUGCUGAAGAUGUCGUCCCCCUGCGAGAAGCUCAUCCGCAGAGACAUCGCCCGCACUUACCCCGAGCACGAGUUCUUCAAAGGCCAGGACAGCCUGGGGCAGGAAGUCCUCUUCAACGUCAUGAAGGCGUACUCCCUGGUGGAUCGAGAGGUGGGCUACUGCCAAGGCAGCGCAUUCAUCGUUGGCCUUCUUCUAAUGCAGAUGCCAGAGGAGGAGGCGUUUUGUGUUUUUGUGCGUCUCAUGCAGGAGUACCGUCUGAGGGAGCUGUUCAAACCCAGCAUGGCAGAGCUCGGCCUCUGCAUCUACCAGUUUGAAUAUCUGCUACAGGAGCAGCUUCCAGAGCUGAACGUCCAUUUCCGCUCCCAGAGUUUCCACACAUCCAUGUACGCCUCGUCCUGGUUCCUCACCCUUUUCCUCACCUUCCUCCCUCUCCCUGUCGCCACACGCAUCUUUGAUAUUUUCAUGUAUGAGGGUCUGGAGAUUAUCUUCCGCGUGGGCCUGGCCAUCCUGCAGUACAACCAGACUGACCUCAUUCAGCUCGACAUGGAGGGAAUGUCUCAGCAUUUCCAAAAGGUGAUCCCCCACCAGUUUGACAGCUGCCCAGACAAGCUGAUCCUCAGAGCCUAUCAGGUCAAAUACAACCCCAAGAAGAUGAAGAAACUUGAGAAGGAAUACACCACGAUCAAAAACAAAGAAAUGGAGGAACAAAUUGAGAUUAAGAGGUUACGCACAGAAAACAGGCUGCUAAAGCAGAGGAUUGAAACUCUGGAAAAGGAGAGUGCCGCUCUGGCAGACAGACUGAUACAGGGUCAGGUGACGAGAGCACAAGAAGCAGAGGAGAACUAUGUGAUCAAGCGCGAGCUGGCAGUGGUGAGGCAGCAGUUCAGCGCAGCCAGCGAGAGCCUGGAGAAGGCCCAGGACACCAUCCGAGAGCUGCAGCAGGAGAGGUACACGGAGCAGUUUGUGACCAACCUGCAGACCCAGCUGGAACAGUCCCGGCUGCGUGAGGCCGAACUGCUUGGAGCCAUGAAGGAAAUGCAAGACAAGGUGCUCGACCUGGAAAAGAGAAGCAGCUGCCUGCCAGAUGAGAACAAUGUGGCUGCGCUGCAGGAGGAGGUGAAGCAGAUGAAGCUGCGGGAGCUCGAGACGCUGCGUUCCUUCAGGGAGAUGCAGGACAGCGUUACCGAGCUCAACCAGCGCUGGCAGCAUCACAUGUCCCGGGGCAGCGGCACAGGCAACGGAGGAGGCCACUGGAAGGAAUCCCCGAAGAAGAACGCUCUGAACGAGCUGCAGGACAAACUGAUGACGGUCAGGCUGAGGGAGGCCCAGGCCCAGGCGGAGCUGCGGGAGGUCAAACUCAAAGCUGUGCAGCUGGAGAGCCAGAACCAAAUCCACAGCAAACUAAUUGGUCGUCACGAGCAGGAACGCUCCGCCCUGCAGGACCGGAUCCAGAUGUUGGCCAAUCAGAACAAAGCUGUGCAGGCCCAGCUCAACGAGAUGAAAAGGAAGCAGGCAGAGUCCGACUGCAAGAGUAAAGAGGAGGUGAUGGCGGUGCGACUGAGGGAAGCCACCAUGGCUCUUAUGGCAGAACUCAGGCAGAAGAUAGCUGAACUCGAGAUACAGAAGGAGGAAGGGCUGAUCCAGGGUCAGCUGAACCACUCGGACUCCAGACARUACAUCAGCCAGCUCCGGGACCAGAUCGCAGAGCUCAAAAACGAGAUCAGGCAGCUGCGGGGCCAGAAGGCGGCCCCCGGCUCCAGGGUGGGCUGCGGCGGAGGAAGCACCGCCUACCAGGACCUGUGCUUGACCAGCCCCGCCUCGGGCGAAGGAGACUACCUCAGCUCGGACGAGGACCUCCUCCACAGCCCGCUGCCCGCCUCCGCCCUGUACCCGGCGCUGUCGGACCCGUGUCGCGCGUCGGCGCAGCUCGACAGCGAGGGCAGCACGGACAGCGAGGCAGAGGAGCGGGGACAGACUCACCCGGACCCGCAGCAGCUGUACGGCAGCAUGGUCUGUGCUGAGGCGCUGGAGAACUGAGACCUGAAGGGAGGUUUAGUGUUUUGUCUCUGCAUUUCUGGGGUUUUACCGGACUAAACUGAUUGUAUUCAUCCACCCAGUCCUCCUCAGCGUUUCCAGUGUUUUUAUUUGACRCAGACACGGUGGCACUGAAUGAACCUCUUCUGAUGGUCUGUUUCGUCUCAUCUACAUGCUCCCCAUGAGGUYUUAUCCAGUGUUUCUUUAAGAAGAGGUGAUUAAUGCCCCCUCCCUUGUUUGUGUGCCAGAGAUUGUCCUUUAAAAUCAUAUCUUCCAAACAUACACACGUUACAUACAGAAAGACAGGACUGUAUGACAACUGUUGCUACUUGCUGCUCCAGAUCUAUCCCCUGACCUGAGGAGAGAUGGGUUGACAGACAUGAAAUCACUCUACAAACUGAGCAUCGCUCUGAUCACACUCCAUGUUCUGUCUACCUUUAGAGGUUUUCCUCCUGAUUGGUGCAGUUGUCUUUGCUCCAUUCUACAGCACUUCGAGGGAAAGCCCGUCCAUUUUCACUGCCUUCAGAGGAAAAUGCCCCUCCUUCAUCAGUCCACCUCUGUAGAUCAAAAGAGAAGAAGAACAAUCUUCAGAAGCUGAGUGCGGUGUGGUACAGAGUGGUGUCACCAGAUUUCACAAAUCACUUCUUUACACGUCUGUAAAACUAGUUCAGAACGCAAAACAAGGAAGAAAGUAAAUGUUUUUGAGUUUUGUUUUGUUUUUAUUAUUUGUCUUCUAAUUUAUUUUAAUAUAUAUUUUUUAUUUUUUAUAUUUAAAACUGUAGGAGUGUAGGGAUACCAACAGAGGCCAAACUUUACGUCGUCCUUUGUGCCAACUACUCAUCCGUCGUGGCUUUACUGUGAUGCUGUCAGAGUCAGGAAAUGUGCUGCUAUGAGUCUGGAUUUAGUCACAUGUWUUUGUUUUKUUUGUUUUGUUGUGCAGGGAAUGUCCUGCUUGUUAAUAUCCACCAUAGUUAAAGCUACUUGAACAACUGCGCUUCUCUGCUGGAGCUUUGCAGCGUUCAGCGAUGAUGGAAACAGUUUAAGUGAGAACUGUGACUGAUGUGUGAGAGAAACAAGUGGUUUUGGUGAACACUUCUGUUUAUACUGAGAAUAAGGCCCUGAGUACACUACACUGGAUAUUUACUGGAGAGAGAGAUUUUGAGCUGCAUUUUCACCUCCUCUUCACUCAAAUAGAGAUUUUAGUGAGAAAGGUUGAUAUUUCUUUGAAGAACAUCCAGCCAUGUUUAUUUUCCACCAUUUUAUCAGCGCUGAUUGGUUGGUAGAGCUGUUCCCUCUCAUUGAGAAGAUCGGUAACUCUAAAUUGUUUUUAAGUAAGUGUUUGUAUAAUUGUCUCCAUGUAUCCCUGUGGUGGACUUGCAACCUGUCCGGGGUGUCCCCCACUUCUCGCUCAGCGACACCCCCCAUGACCCAGAAUAGAAUAAAGGGGUAGAGAUAAUGACAGGCGAUGAUGGGUUGCAUUCACUCCUUUAAGCUGUAGGUCUUUUUCUGGUUUUCCUGGGUACCUAAAACCUUUAUAUAGAGACUUACUUCCUGGGACUCUCAUGAACAGGAAGUGAACCCACCACCCUUUGAGGAGAGUCUCCAAGGUUGGGUGGUGAAAAUAAUAAUCCAAAACUAAAWAUCCAGAGUACUGCAGACUGGACCGGAGAUGAUGAGAAUGAACUGAAAGCUAAACAUUGGACUCUGUUAGCUUAGCAGGUCCAGUUUAUCGGCUGCUUUGUGUCCAGAACUGACAUAUCAGUAAUUAAAACUGCUUAAUGUUUAGCAAAGAGUUAAGAUGAGGCUGAACUUCCUGAUAAUGUAAAUUACAUGAACUUUAACCCCCAAUAAUAUCAGUGUCAAAGAUUCAAACCUUACUGGCUGAACGACACAUUUCAAAAAGUAAAUAAAUAUAGUUUUAUUACAACAGAAAAACUGUCUGGAAUCAGCAGCUCAUAUCAAACAUUCUGUUUUUAAAAAGCGUGACAUUAAUAAAGAUAUGACAUACAGUGAUGAACAGGGAUGAAGGUAAAUAAAAGAUAUUUAAAGCUCUAUCGUUCAUGUCUGCCUCAGGUUGGUGAGAGAAGUUUUAUCAAACAGGGUGUCAGAUUUAUACAAAUUACUCAUCUUUGCUUUUUGCACAACAGACAUAUUCUCCACUGGAAGAGUUGUGGAAUUAUGYGUUUAUGGUGGGAUUGUUUCUCAUGUUCGCCUCCGUCGACGGACUUUAAAGGAGACUUUCAUUUGUUAUCAGGUCUAGAGUUUUAUUCUGGGAAUAUAGCCGUGUAACUUUGUAUGAUUAUCUCCUAAAGAAAAGAGGAAUAAUUUCAUGCAGACUCUUGAUUUCAAUUUAUGUUUUGGCUAAAAAGUCAGAAUUUCCUGUUUAUGGUUUCUGCCGUGUUGUAUGUCUGUGACCUGGAAGUGAGAGGCUGUACUCUCGAUCCAACGCACAAUCAUGGUGUCACAUGACCCGUUAUGAAAUCAUUGACUAACUAACGACAUCAAACUUUAUUAGAAACAAUUAAAGGUGAGAGCCAUGUCAAAAUAAUGACCUAAGGUGUAUGUUUUAUUUUCAGUCAGGCCAUUGUCCCAGUGGAACAUGACAGGGUGGAAACUUACCGUAAUGUGAGAAACACAUUCGUGGUUAUGAUACGUUUGCUCACGUUGCACAAACGUCUCAUAAAAUCUGAGUUUGGAUCCAAAUACGCCAUGAACUCUGAAUUUUGCUGCACAAAUGUCUUGUGAUAGUUGGGCAGCAAAUUUUAACCGUGCCACAGUUACUUUACGAGGCUGCACUCAUCUGUCUCAUGUAGGAAACCUGACAUUCUCAUAUUUGUCUCCAAACUUUGGAACAGUUUUUAGAAACCCCCUCAACUAGUUGGAUUCAGCUCAGAACUUAAAACACAAAUUCUUCACACAUUUCGUCACAUUUGCAAUGUUUCAUUGAAGAAUCCUGCGGCGACUCUUUGACUAAACGAGAAAUAAGGACAUUAUUUCCUCCRGCCAUCCGGGCUUUAAACAGGAUGUUGGUUUCUCCACCACAUCGUUGCAAAAACCACGUUUUGUGUUAACUGUUGGAUGAGGCAACAGAUACUCUGGAAUCAGUGUUUGGAUCUUCUCCUGUAAAAUGAGCGACGACCCGUGGGCUUGGUUUUACAAAGUCUCCAAAACAACAGUAUGCUGGAGGACAGACAGCAUGAAAGUUACUACUUUGAAAGCAUUUCUUGAAGUAAAAGAUAUGAAAUCUGAAAGGACCUCAGACUGAGUUGUGCUGAGUGAAAGGUUUUGCACCGUUAAUCUCAAACUUUCCCAUGAAAGUAGGAAAACCUUUCAUUUACAUAUUUCUUAUUGUUCCUAAAUCUUUUUGGGUAAAGAGAGUAAAUCAUGGCUUCCUGCAAACUCUUGACUUUGCUCAUUAUGUGUUUAGUUUGUUGAUUUAAUGUUUGUACCAUGUUUCAGAACAAACUGGUGCUUUWUUAAAACUAAUAUGUCACAUAAUGUGACUGCAGAUGUUUGGGUCUCGUUCUUCAAAUCGAAGGAAAGUUUUGGUGAAGAAUGAGGUAUUUAGUUUUAUUAUAUUAAACCAAACAUUAAUCUGCUCUCAGAUCAGUUUGUGGCGUCCUGACGGUGCUCUCUGCUCUCACCACGGUUUAUCUUCUGCGAUGAACAUUUUCACUUUGAGUUCUUGUUUUUAUUUUAACAAUCCUCAUCAGUGCUUUGACUCGUCUUGCUAACAGCAUUACCAGUAUAAGAUAAAGAUCAAAGAUGUGCCAUAAAAGUGCAGAUGUGUGCUUCGUUCUGUAACACGAAGUGAGGUUUUACAUGAAAUACACUGUGUUCCUAAACKUUUAUCACCUUGAACCUGCAACACGAGAUGAGACAGAAGUGUGUAAGGUUCCUCUGGUUUCUGUACUGUAUGUGACUGUUUACUGUCCACAGCAUCCGACCUGCUCCACCGUCUCCCCUGCAGUUCAGCUCAUUCUGUCACACUUAUUAUACGACAGGAAAAAAAAUAAAUAUAUAUAUUUAGAUUCCAGUAUGAUGGGGGAGGRAAAUUACCUUUCAGUGUUCUGUAUCCUAUUAUUGAUGCAAAAUAAACUUUGACAUUGCACCUUUU
Austrofundulus limnaeus is the source of this 7176-nucleotide messenger RNA. RefSeq names its product EVI5-like protein (gene evi5l). NCBI's taxonomy places the organism in Eukaryota, Metazoa, Chordata, Actinopteri, Cyprinodontiformes, Rivulidae. The record is from RefSeq and is a predicted model, not a curated record. Gene Ontology annotation, biological process: regulation of GTPase activity. Gene Ontology annotation, molecular function: GTPase activator activity; small GTPase binding.